This is a messenger RNA of Ahaetulla prasina, 7390 nucleotides long. It is a transcript of the gene LST1, whose product is annotated as leukocyte specific transcript 1. The record is from RefSeq and is a predicted model, not a curated record. The transcript has 5 exons. The coding region runs from base 300 to 728 and encodes 142 amino acids. Gene Ontology annotation, biological process: cell morphogenesis; immune response; dendrite development. Gene Ontology annotation, cellular component: membrane. NCBI's taxonomy places the organism in Eukaryota, Metazoa, Chordata, Lepidosauria, Squamata, Colubridae.
CACUUCUAGUUUGUGUGGUAGGUCUGAAUUUCCUGGUGGAAGCAGAAGUUUCAGCUAGCUUUCUUUUUUUUUGACAUCUGUCAGAAGCAGAAAUGCCUCAGAUCUCACAGAAGGCGGAUUGUUGAAGGUAGACGCUCGAGUGUCUGGAAUGGUGAAAGAACCCAAAACUUACAGAGGACAUUUGGUGGGAUAAGGGGAAGAAGGUAAGAAGGAUCUAAAGAAGUUCUAGAAGUUGACGGAGCUCAAGUGGGACAAUCACCGGGAAGGGGCCAAAAAAGACUUCCCUUAUAACGCUGGCAAUGAGUUCUAUUUUGGGUAACAUCUGUUUGGAUGAAUGUCUUAUUCCAGCCUGGGCAGUGCUUUUAACAGCUAUUGUUGCCUUCUUGAUGCUGCUGGCAAUUGUGAUCCUCUCCAUAUGUCUUUGCCGGGUCUAUAAAAGAGUGAAGAAGCUAAAACUGUCACGGAGUGCGUCAGAAAACACCUAUGAAGCCGAUGUGCAUUACGCCGAAUUACAGAACCUCCCGGCUUCCGGCAGGGGCCAAUGUGAUGGCGGAACCAACCCAGAUGCUCAGAACAGUGACUAUGCUACGGUGGCCGUGAUGAAAGACGAUGCCAGGGAGGAAGAUUUUAGCAGUCACCAGCAAAGAGAGGACAGUGGGAUAGAGGAUGGGGUGAGGGAGGAGCAGGUAUCCGUAGAACCAGAGUCAGCUUCAUGUGACUUGGAAUAAGGGAGUCAACCAAGGGACAGAAGCUUUGGGUGUUCCAAAUGGAUGGUAAGUCUCUUGUGUGCAAACAUCUUCCUUCUUGAGAAGCCCAAUUCUACAGCUCUACAGGUAGCCCUCGACUCACAACCAGUGGUGGGAUUCAGCCAGUUCGCACCUAUUCAGGAAAACCGGUUGUUAACUUUCUAAGCAGUUCAGAGAACCGGUUGUUGGAAGAAAUCUUAUUUUGUUUUUUCCCCACUUUACAGAGCUAAUCCUGUAAGGAAGGCAGGAAGGAAACAUUCUGUUGGUGUUUCUAGCCUCAUCUUUAUUGCCCUGCUUACAGAAACUGCCUCUCUGGUUAACCCUUGUUACAUUGUAACAGCUAAGGCGAAGCGCCCAUCAACAUGAGUAACGUUGAGUUGGCCACGCCCACACAGUCACAUGACCACCGAGCCACGCCCACCCAGCUGGUCAUUAGGGCAGGGAACUGGUUGUUAAAUUAUUUGAACCCCAGCGCUGCUCACCACUGUUCGUUUAGUCACCGUUCGAAGUUACAACAGCACUGAAAAAAGUGACACAUCAGCUUUCCCCCCCCACACUUAUGACUGUUGCAGCAUCUCCAUGUUCAAAAUUCAAAUGCUUGGCAACUUACCAGCAGGCCAGGAAUGCUUUGCGAGUUUUUUUUUUUAAAUUUACAUUUAUAUCCCGCCCUUCUCCGAAGACUCAGGGCGGCUUACAAUGUAUAAGGCAAUAGUCUCAUUCUAUUUGUAUAUUUACAAAGUCAACUUAUUGCCCCCCCAACAAUCUGGGUCCUCAUUUUACCUACCUUAUAAAGGAUGGAAGGCUGAGUCAACCUUGGGCCGGGCUCGAACCUGCAGUAAUUGCAGGCUGCUGUGUUCUAAUAACCAGCCUGAGCUAUUACGGCCCAUCGUAACGUUGACAUCGUUUACUAACAUUUACUCAUAUAUAUGUUUAUAUACUAUAUAAUCUUUUUGUAUGAUGUUGUGACUAAAUAAAUAAAAUAAGUAUUUAUGACAGUGGCAGGGUCAUAUGAUCACCUUUUGUGAACUGACAAGCGAAGGGAAUGGGGAAGAUUCGCUGAACAACCGUGUUACUGAUUUAACAACGGCAGGCAUUCACUUAACAAGGGUGGUGAGACAAGUGGUAAAGUGGGGCCUAGCCUGCUUAACAACCCUCUCGCUUAGCGACAGAAAUUUUGACCUCUGUUGCGGUCGUAAGUCGAGGACUACCUGUAUUAUUUAUGCACUUUCUUUUAGUAUAUAUAGAAUAGAAUAGAAUAGAAUAUUUUUAUUUAUAGACCGCCCUUCUCCCGAAGGACUCAGGGCGGUGUACAGCCAAGAAUAAAAUACAGAAAGAAAACAACAAUACAAAACUAAAAACAACCCUUAAAAAACCUAUUUGUUAUGGCUACUUAUAGAUAAAAUAUUACCCUCUAAAAUUUACAAAAAAUUUAAAACCCAUAAAAUCAAUUUGAUAAUUUAAAAUUUGAGUGAGUCCAGCAAGACGAAAUAAUAAAUAUUCCUACGUCUUCUGGAGGUUCCCUCUCUUCUGGUCUCCAGCCACGAUUGACAAACUGGACCAGUUUGGAUGUUUGCAGGGAAAACAAGAGAGGAGGAAUAGAGAUUCCCCCACACACACAAUACGUAGAAUCAUAGAGUCAUAGUAUCAUGAUGCUAGAGAGGACCGACCAUUUGCCCAAGACAAGAAACCAAAUGCCAUCUCAGACAAAUGAUUGUCCAAUCUUUGUUUUAAAGAUUUUGUGUGAUGGAGCCGCCAUGAAGACAGGCUGUUCUACUGGUUAAUGUCUCUCAGGGUCAGGAAAUUCCUUCUUAUUUCAAGUUUGGAUUUUCCUCUAUAAAGCUUCCACGCAUUGUUUUUGUCCUAUUCUGGGGAGCAAUGGAGAAGAAAUCCUCCCCGCCCACUUUCUCUGUGUCAGCCCUCAAAUACAAUAUUGGAAAUACCCCUCCUUAUCUUUUUCUUUAGCUUAAACAUACCCAGUUCGGUGGUGGGAUUCAGCCAGUUCGCACCACUUCAGGAGAACCGGUUGUUAAUUUUCUGAGCAGUUUAGCAAACUGGUUGUUGGAAGAAAUCAUUAGGGCAGAGAACCGGUUGUUAAAUUACUUGAAUCCCACCACUGACCCAGUUCCUUUAGUUAUUCUUAUGAUUUAGUCCAGGGGUGGGGAGAUAUGGCCUUUUUAUCAUGUAUGGACAUCAACUCCCAGAAUUCCUGAGCCAGCCUAACCACUUUUGUGUACUCUUCGAAACAUUUUGUGCAGAUAUGGUAGAAAAGGAGUAGAAAAGCACUUUAUGGAAAGAUACUGCUGGAAUUCAUUCUAUACUAGUGCUGUAAUUAGUCAUGGCUUUUUCUAGCAGACCACUGAUUAAGGAAGGGACAAUCUCCGGGAUUCAGAACUACCCAAUAAUAAUACCCAACACACUUUCGUCAUUCCUUGGACCACAGCUGGCUGUAUUUAUUUUUUAUUUCAUAAUGUGGCCUGAAUUGAAUUUGGAAUUGAAGUGAUAAAAGAAUCUGAGAAGAUACUGCAACCAUCUAAAAUCAAAAGAUCAAAGCUCAUCUAGUUUAGAUUUCUUUUCAUGGUUUCUGGUUUCCUGGUUCCUACAAUGACCAACCUAAUGAUUUAGAACAGGAGUCUCCAACCUUGGCAACUUUAAGACUUGUGGACUUCAACUUCCAGAAUUCCUCAGCCAGCUAAACUAAGCUGGGUGAGGAAUUCUGGGAGUUGAAGUCCACAAGUCUUAAAGUGACCAGGGUUGGAGACCCCUGUUUUAGAAGGCCUCACAAACAAGACAUGGAAGCAAUAUUGAGAAAUAUACAGUAAGCCUCUAAUCUUAAAAUAUUAAUGCAUUGUAGCUCAUAGGUAUUGAUAGCAUUAUCUUUCUAAAUUUGUCCAAGCGCCUUUCUAAACCAUUGAAAUUGAAAACCGCUGUUCCAGCAGUUUCUGACCUUUGAUAUCAAAAUGUUGGUUUGGUAAGGAAGCUGUGUUCACAAGAAACAUCACUGAUGCGAUGCCUGUGGAAUUUUUGAGCAAAGAUUUAAAAAUAAACUUGACUGCUUAUGGGAACUGUGGAUCUUAAUUUAUGGAAGCAGGGGGUAAGGAUUUUCACUCAAGUAGCAGAGUAGUUUGGGACCAGUUUUACUUCCAAUUUCCUCCUAGACAUUUAUAAAAUUAAAGGGAUGUCUUCUAUCAUCUACCAAAUAUUAAGUUUAUUAAAGUACCAAUAAAAUGUGCUUAGAAUACUAUUUCUAGGUAAAAAUGUUUUAAAACUGUCCACCCCCAGUAGAUACCUCUGAAAACAGUAGAAAAGAGGUAACCCGGAAUCUUGCUAAAGCUCCAAAGUGCCUAUUUCUUGAAGGCUGUAAACCUAAUCUUGCGUAGCUUCUUCUCCAAAAACACUACACUACUAACCAGACCAUAUAAAACAUUUGCUAGACCAAUUCUUGAAUACAGCUCGACUGUCUGGAACCCAUACCACAUUUCUGACAUCAAUACAAUUGAACAUGUCCAGAAAUAUUUUACAAGAAGAGUUCUCCACUCCUCUGAAUACAACAAAAUACCUUAUGCCACCAGACUUGAAAUCCUGGGUUUAGAAAAUUUAGAACUACGCCGCCUUUUGACAUGACCUGAGUUUAACUCAUAGAAUCAUCUAUUACAAUGUCCUUCCUGUCAAAGACUACUUCAGCUUCAAUUCCAAUAAUACACGAGCACACAAUAGAUUUAAGCUUAAUGUUAACCACUCCAAACUUGAUUGCAGAAAAUAUGACUUCAGUAACAGAGUUGUUAAUGCCUGGAAUGCACUACCUGACUCUGUGGUCUCUUCCCAAAAUCCCCAAAGCUUUAACCAAAAACUAUCUACCAUUGACCUCACCCCAUUCCUAAGAGAUUUGUAAGGAGCAUGCAUAAGAGCACAAGCGUGCCUACCAUUCCUGUCCUAUUGUUUUCUUUCGUUAUAUCCAAUUAAUAUAGUUAUUACAUACUCAUACUUAUAUAUAUGCUUAUAUAUUGUAUAGUUAUUUCAUGCUUAUGCUUAUAUAUAUAUACUGUAUGACAAAAUAAAUAAAUAAAAUAAAUAAAAUAAAGGUUUUCCUAAGAAGGUAUAUAUGUAUUCAGUGGUGGGAUCCUGCCGGUUUAACAACCGGUUUGGUGAUUGCGCGUACGUGCGUAGUUUUACGAAAACUUACCUUCCGCGUUACUGCUGAUGAGUAACACAGCUGAGGCGCGGCAAUCUGAUCGUCGGAGCGAACCGAUUGGCCCGAACCGGUCUUAACCGAUAGAAUCCCACCCCUGUAUGUAUUUAUAAAAGUUGGGAUGACAGUUAAACCGAGCUGAUGGGAACCACUAUAACGUACAUCCAAGUUUAUGCUGGAAGAGUUUGUACUGCAAUUAAGCAGGCAAGCUGUCCGUGUUGUUGUUAGUUGUGAAGUCGUGUCCGACCCAUUGCGACCCCAUGGAAAACGUUCCUCCAGGCCUUCCUGUCCUCAAGCUGUCCUUAAUGGUAUAAAAUUAUUCUUAGAAAAAGUAAAAUUUUAGUUUUGAGGAAAAGAAAGAAGUGCAAAACUCAUUAUUGGCGCAUCUCUGUAGCGCGAGUUAAAAAAAAAAAGAUUACAACACUAUUCAAAGAAACUUACCAGCAACAACAAAGGAAGUGACAUCUCUCUCACUGGUUUCAGAAAAUUAGUCUCCCAUUUCUUCCUCAAACAGAGAAGACAAUGAAAAAAUAGGAAAUGGUCACAGUUCCUCUCUGUUUUUCUGUAAAGUUUUAAAAUGCAGAAGAAGAAGAAAAUUGGAUACUUCCCCCUCAUCGUUUCCUUCCUACCUACCUCCUCUCUUACACAAACAGGCAUGGUUGCACACAGAUGUGUUCUGAAGAUAAAGUCAGAUAUUCUUCAUGAGCUGCUCCAUACAAGCCUGCAGUAAUAGGAGGUUGAAAAAGUUUUCCCAAAGGCACUUUUUCAAGAAGCAGCUGAGUUUUCCUUUGUUUUUCCUUGAAGAGGUUUCGCUUCUCAUCCAAGAAGUUUCUUCAGUUGAAUUGAAAUGAACUGAACGAAUUGAAGAAGCUUCUUCAAUGAGAAGCGAAACCUCUUCAAGGAAAAAAACAAAGAAAAUCCAUUUUCCUCUUGAACCUUUGGGACAACUAUGAUUGACUGAUGGCUGAGCAUCUCCAUAGUCAUUUAGCUGAAAAUGUUUCUUUGGAUUAAUGCAGUGUCCACAUAUUAGCUAUGGACACCUGGAAGACACAGUUAAGUGCACAUACAAUUAUUUGAGCUGACCUUUUCUUUGAGUCUAGGACAGUGGUUCCCAACGUAGGGCCGCACCCCACAGUGGGGCAAUUUAAUUUUUAAUGGGGGCAAUUUGGAACCUUGUUUAAACCAAGUUAACAGCCUUUUAGUCUUCCUCUGCAUGAAUAGGAGGUCUCUUUUUGAAUAGUAAGAAUUAUAUGUCACCAGGGAGGGGGGGCGGCAUCAGAUUUUAGAGAUGCUUAGGUCGGGCAUGGCCAAAACAAGGUUGGGAACCACUGGUCUAGGGAUUGUGAUCGCACAUUGCGCUAAAUUAUGUUUUUUAAAAAUCCUACCUUUGUUUAAUUUUUGUUUAUAAAAUUUAUAGGGCGCUUAUCUUACCUCAAAAUAACCUCAGGCAGCUUACAAUCAUAAUAACAAAGAUCAGUUGUUUUCUGUCUCCGUCCUCACUUUGGAGUAAUGAGCUGGCCUACAGCCAGUGAGUUCACGGCUCCUAUCAGUCCUGGCCGAGAAAACGCAGCUGCCUGCCAAAAAGUUCAAACAGAUUAAGACUUCAGCUCACUUCGACACGGUUCAGCUAAUUUGCUUCCCAUGGAACUGAGAGCAAUCCCAAAGCUCCUUAUAUAUCCUGUGGGGUGGGGCUCCUGCCCCAUCCUUCCCUUUGAUGACGCUGCCUCUCUAAUCUUCUGAAGCGCGGGUCGAUCCAGGCUUGAUUAGUAUGAUUAUCAGCUGCGUCUGAAGGCGUAGCCUGAGGAAGGGAGGAAUCAGGGGAUGUCAGCCUCAUUACGUCCUCCGACUGGCCUGGUUCUGGCUCCUGGAGCCAGGCCAAAGGAAUUGGUGCUUCUGAGGAAAGCCUUACCAGCCCUUCCCCCUCACUCUCGGAGUCACUUUCGGGCAUGGGGCCAGGUUCGGGGGCUGGAGCCACAAUAAGUUAGUGAAAUCUGCGUAUUAAAAUUAAACCAUGUUUCACAAACUUAGGAGGCACACAAUGGGCUAAGCCAAGAUCCAGGGGAGCCAUACUGCUUUGUGUGUAUUGAUCAUCUCAAGAAGACUGCAGAGCAAACCUGAUGCUACCUACCAGUAGGUAGUUUGAACGGCAACAGACAUGGAGUCCAGGUGUGAUGGAGCUUGAAAAUAUCAAUUGAGCAUCAAAUUGCAUAAUUGUCUGGAGGAAUUUUAUUUAUUUAUUUGUUUGUUUUUUGUUUGUUUGUUUUGUAUGUAUGUAUCAGUGGUGCGUUUCCAAUUUUUUUACUACCGGUUCUGUGGGUGUGGCUUGGUGGGCAUGGCAUAGCUUGGUAGGCGUGGCUUGGUGGGCAUGGCAGGGGAAGGAUACUGUAAAAUCUCCAUUCCCUCCCCAAUCCAGAUGAAGGUUACUGCAAAAUCCCAAUUUCCUCCCGAUCAGCUGGGA